AACGUUUACGUUUGACGUUUCCUUCAGCUGUCAAACCUUUUUGUUUCGGCCAUUUUCGCCGAACGUUUGGUGUUCGCUUUAGGUCACGUAUCUUUUCGUGGCCUUUAGAUCACAUAAAUAAAACUCUUUCAAGAUGGUGCAGAAGAAGCCCAAGAAGAAGGUAGGCAAGAAAGUAGCGGCCGCACCUCUGGUCGUGAAGAAAGUUGAGCCUAAAAAGAUAGUGAACCCACUAUUCGAGAAGAGGACCAAGAACUUUGCUAUUGGUCAGGACAUCCAGCCCACAAGGGAUCUGUCCCGCUUCGUCAGAUGGCCCAAGUACAUCCGCAUCCAGCGCCAGAAGGCCGUGCUCCAGCGCAGGCUCAAGGUGCCCCCACCAAUCAACCAAUUCACCCAGACACUUGACAAGACCACAGCUAAGGGAUUGUUCAAGAUCUUGGAGAAAUACAGGCCAGAGACUGAGGCAGUCAGGAAAGAGCGUCUGAAGAAGGCUGCUGAAGCUAAGAUCGCCAAGAAGGAUGAGCCCCCACCAAAGAGGCCAAACACCAUCCGUGCUGGCACCAACACAGUCACCAAGCUUGUUGAGAAGAAGAAGGCCCAGCUUGUAGUCAUCGCUCAUGAUGUUGACCCCAUUGAGCUUGUCCUCUUCCUGCCCGCCCUUUGCCGUAAAAUGGGCGUGCCCUACUGUAUUGUCAAGGGCAAAUCCCGCCUGGGAGCCCUUGUACACCGCAAGACUUGCACCUGCGUAGCAAUCACACAUGUUGAGUCUGGCGACCGUGCAGCCUUCUCAAAGGUCACGGAAGCCAUCAAGACCAACUUCAACGAGCGCUACGAAGAGCUCCGCAAACACUGGGGAGGUGGUGUCCUCGGCAACAAGUCCAACGCGCGUAUUGCUAAGCUCGAGAAGGCGAAGGCACGCGAGCUGGCGCAGAAACAAGGCUAAGCCUAAUAAAGUUUAAGACCUAACAUAC
Molecule: messenger RNA, 968 nt
Organism: Spodoptera exigua (beet armyworm)
Lineage: Eukaryota; Metazoa; Arthropoda; Insecta; Lepidoptera; Noctuidae
Source: the annotation of a GenBank genome assembly